Molecule: messenger RNA, 2286 nt
Organism: Klebsormidium nitens
Lineage: Eukaryota; Viridiplantae; Streptophyta; Klebsormidiophyceae; Klebsormidiales; Klebsormidiaceae
Source: the annotation of a GenBank genome assembly
AUUGCCAGAAGGAUUUCUAUACCACUGCCACCUGGAGGUGGCAUGUCUGCCGGCUUGGCUGUGCCAGCCCUCUGCCAAUGGCGUCCAACUCUGCCGCGCUUCUAUUUGCGCUGGGCGUUUUCUUAUUGAGCGCUUUCCUUCCCCAUCACCUCCUUCAAAGGGAUUGCUGUGCAUGCAGACCAGAUGCAGUCCAUACAGCAUUGCUUUGAUCGGUCUGGCACCUGUUCGCUGGUGUGGACGCGGCCUUCAAAUCCUGAUGAAGCUGCAGUUCCAAAAGCGUUUCAAGCUCACAAAUGCCAGACAGUGAAUCUGAGAAGCUGGGAAAGGCAUGCUGUUCAUCAGUGUAUCGCUCCAAUUGCCAGCUUAGCUGACAACCGGCAUUAUGCACCACUUCAGCGGCAAUUCGUACCUUUUCGGUGGAGGGUUAAGAAAUCCAGUAGCAGUAAGGAGAAGAACUUUCCACUAGCUGCCGCAAGCUCUCGGCGGAUGGUGCCAAAAGCCAGCUUAGAUGCGGAUUUGUCUGAGCAACUGUCUGGACACAGGAAGGAGGGCAGCAUUACAAAAGUAGCCCUGGGGUUAGCAGUGCUGGUGGCAGCAGAUCAGGCACUUCAAUCUGCCCUCCCGAACGCCGCACUCCCCAGCGCCCUGGUUGGCUGCCUGCUGCUGACCUCAGCGCUCCUGGUCAUCGACCAAGCCAGCCAGCCCUUUGCCCGUGAUGUCAUCGCGUUCUUCGGACCUGCGACGGAGUUCCUCCAGAGAUGGCUGCCCCUUUUUUACACCCCCGCCAUUGUGAUGCUUCCGCAAGUCCUGCGGAGCAUUCCAGUGGUGGAAGGAAUCAAGAUUGUCUUAGUGCUAGUGGUUGGCCUCGUCACUUCGUUUUUUCAGGCGGGAGGUUUGGCUACGUUGGUGCGAAGACUCAAGCCCAGCGACCGACUGCGGUCUGCGGAGCACAUGCCUAACGUGGCUCCUUACACCUUGACUGAGCUCAUUCCCUGGGCUGCGCUCACUGCUGGCGCGGGUCUGGUCUACUACGUGGCACCCACCUUGGCCGGGUCAGAGGCGCUGACCGCAGCUCCCUGCUUGCUAGGCGCCACUGUUACGGGCUUCCUGCUUAGCGCCUGGCUCCCCGGCCCUUUGAAGCGGCUCAUCCACCCGUCCCUAGUGGCCGCUGCUCUCGUAAACGCACUCGCUUUUGUGGGAGGCCAGAGCCUCGGCCGUGGCUGGGACUCCAUCCUAGGGCUGUACUCGACCGGCGGCAUCCGCUCUCCCGGCGCCGCCGAUAUCUUGAGCUCGUUCAUCGGACCGUCCAUCCUGGCGCUCGCGUUCACGCUGAACCGACAGAAGAAGCUGAUCCGCGACCACCUGCCGGAGCUGGGCGUGGUUGUACCCCUGUCGGCGCUCUUUUCUCUCUUCUCCGCCGCCUUUUUGGCGCGCCGCCUUCGCCUGGACCCCGCCCUCAGCGCGUCCCUGGCCGCGCGCUUCGUCUCGCCGCAAGUGGCCGCACCGCUGGCGCCUCUGAUCGGCGGUGACCCCUCCCUCCUGGUCGGGGCGAGCGUCCUGACCGGCGUCCUGGGCUCCAACCUCAACCGCUGGCUCCUCUCGCUCGCCCGGUUCAACGACCCGGUCGCACGCGCGCUGGCCGUCAGCUCGUCCAGCCACGGCCUCGGCUCCGCGGCCCUGGCAGCCAAGGACGAGGACCUGCUCCUGUUCGCCCAAGUGGCAUACACGCUGACCGCGCUCUUUGCGCUCGCGGCGUGUUCCACCCCAGUCGUGGCGGGGCAGCUGGCGCGGUUGGCCGGGGGGUGACGCAAUGAGCUACUUUGCUGAGGGACGGAGUUGGUUGAAUCAGGUUGGCCUUGUACAAAUCAAUAAGGAUCACGAGAGCAGGUUUGAUAGGGAGCUGUUGCGUUGAAAUAAGUGUUAGCGAUAGGUUUGGAUGCAAGGAUGCGAAUACUUCCUUAGAAGCACCCUGUUGUGUAGCAUCAUCGUCACUCGGUUCCAUGCUAGGAACGUCCGGCCCCAGGUUUGUUAAAAAAGAGAUGCUUUGAAACUAGGGUGUGUUCUUGUUGACAGUGAUAGGGCGAACUAAAUGCGGAAAAACUGAGCGAGUUCACGCAGAUCGAGUUUGAGUAUACAUAUGCGCUUAAGGUAGUUCAGUGUAUGUGGGGACGGUAGUGUAGUGUUUGUUGUAAAUAAGAAUUAGACCGGGACCUUCAAGAAAAGACAAAUGGACUUCUGGCUUGUUCUGGCACGCAAAUGUUGGAUCCUAGGCUUGCCUUCUGUUUU